AAUGAAUGUGAUGUGAUGGUAAAAAUGGUCAUCAUGCAUAAAUGCACAUGGAGGAUUAUUAGGAGAUGCAUCUUCAGGUCUGUCAGGGCCUUAAGGCUGGGAUGCGAGUGCACAUGGAGAGCUUUUGAGCCUCUGAGAAGGGGAAAGGUCACAGCGGUGACCCCUCAGCAUCAGGACAAUGGUGCUGAAAGUCCAGUCUUCUGCUGGAGCUGAAACACCGAGGCAUCGAUCAGCCGGAGGAUUCUCCUGUCCACAGCCGGAUGAUGUAUCUGUAAUUACAGAGUUCGUCUGAGGCAUCGUGGGUCAUGGUUUGUGAAGGAGUGAUAUGGAUGAGGUGCUGAAAUACUGCAUAUUAGAGCUCUCAGAUAGGAUAUAAAGGCAGGAUGGAGCCACUGAGGACUGUGAACGGACACACUCAGACCUGAAGUGUGCACCACUGCGCGCUGGACCAGAGGGCAUGAUGAAUGUGUGUGGUCUGACUCAGGCAUGUCCUCCUGAAGAGGGUCGCUCCUGCAGUAAAGCUCCAGAAGUGUCCAGCGUCCGGGUUCAGCUGGAGAUGCAGAGUCUGUGGAGGCAGUUUGACCAGCUCGGCACAGAGAUGAUCGUGACCAAAGCUGGAAGAAGGAUGUUUCCCACGUUUCAAGUGCACAUAUCAGGCAUGGAUCCUGCAGCAGAGUAUGUGCUCCUGAUGGACUUUAUUCCUGUUGAUGACAAACGAUACAGGUAUGCCUUCCACAGCUCGUCCUGGCUGGUGGCGGGUCGUGGAGAUGUAGCGGCUCCUGGACGAGUGCACUUCCACCCGGACUCACCAGCACGCGGAGCCCAGUGGAUCAAACAGACUGUCUCUUUCGACCGACUCAAGCUCACCAACAACCUGCUGGAUGACAACGGCCAUAUGAUCCUGAACUCCAUGCACCGAUACCAGCCGCGGCUGCAUGUGGUGUUGGUGGACCGCAGCAGGAACAGUCAGCGCUUCGCCCACCGCAACUUCUGCACCUUCAGUUUCCCUGAAACACGCUUCAUCGCCGUCACUGCCUACCAGAACCACAGGAUCACACAACUCAAGAUCGCCUGCAACCCCUUCGCCAAGGGCUUCCGAACAGCGGAUCCCGAGCACAGGGCAGAUCUGAACAGAGCGGCGUCGAUGGGCCCGACUGAUCCUCCAGCUCUGGGUCUGCCCUGGGCUGAAGCAGCAUCGCGGAGCAGAGAGUGCCAGCGCCACUCAGACACACACCUGCAGCCGGCGGUGGCUGGAUCAGUGAUGGACGUCGCAUCACACACACACCUGUACACACCUGCUCCAGUGUUCUUCAGUCUGCCUGGACAGUGGGACGUCCUGACCCGAGCAGAGCGAGACCUGACGGGAUGAGACUGCACAUGUCCAGCGUGUCCACAGCAGUCUGAUGUCUUGCUUAAAGACUCCAGCUGAUCCUCCAGCACUCGUCUGACAUCAGCUCUCAUCCAUCAUCCAUCAGAACACCAGGCGCUCCUCACCACUGAAAUCAGAAUCACACACACACACACACACACACACAAACACACACACACA
Molecule: messenger RNA, 1549 nt
Organism: Danio rerio (zebrafish)
Lineage: Eukaryota; Metazoa; Chordata; Actinopteri; Cypriniformes; Danionidae
Source: RefSeq, a predicted model, not a curated record